AUGCUGAAGGUUAUGAGCUUGGCCUUGUUGAAGGUGUCAGGGAGUUUCCUGGCCAGGAAGACCAAGAGGAAGCUGAGGAUCGCCAGUAGGCCGAUGUAGCCUAGCGACACUCCAAACCCUGCUACUGACCCCACCACAAACUCAUAUACAAUCUCAUCAUUAUGGUAGCGUGUGUUUUUGUGUGGAGUUGGAGAGGCUGAGACCAGCCAGGCUGUGAAAACCAGGACUGUUCUUCUCUGCUGCCAAGCUGGUCUCGCCCCCGGGCUUAGAGGUCCUAAACACAGUCAGCAUCACCAUGGAGACACAGAGAACAAAGUUGAUACCAAACGCUGCAUGCCUCAGCUGACACGUCCAUAGCCGGGGCCGACCAAUGAACAGCGAGCACAGGAAGUAGAGUUUGAGUGACAGCAGAAGCAGGGAGCAGCAGUUAUUGGCCUUGUGGUGUCCGAACGAUGCUGCGAUGAUGUGUUGAUAAGAAAUCCGCUGACACUGUACUUGAUUAUAAAGGUUUAUUAUAUCAAAGAUUUCAGUAUCAAUUUACAGAUUCUGCAGAAUCUGGAGAGCAACAAACCCAAUCUUAAAUAUGUUCACUCUCUCCUUCCUUUGUUCAAACAUGGUAUAUAUAUAUCCUAUGCCCUAUGUAACAUAAGAUGGCGUGCUUUGAAUAGACCAAUCCCUGGCCUCCACAUAGCCAAAUGUCCUCUGUUUUAGGGGGCCCCUAUAGUAACACUUUCCACAUAUUUCAGCAAAGUAAAGUAAAGUUCAUUUAACCAACAAUAUGAAAACCUCAGAUACUACAUAUUUCCCCCCUUCGAGACUAAUUAAGUCUCGAAAACAAAAAGAAUAGGAUUAUGACAAAUAACAAUUUUUAUUACAUCAGGCUUCUUGUGUAACUUUUAGCAAUAAAACCAAGUUUAUGGAGUGUGAACACAUUUUUAUGGAGUGUAAGAGCGAAAAACCUGUCUGGCAGCUUUCUUUCCAAAUAUCCAUCAAUCAAUCAAGACAGUAAAAUUCUCUCACGGCCCCUCUGCCCCAGGCGACCACCUAAGUACUCCAGAUCAAUUUAUAAAUCUUUAUCAAUGCAUUUUAAGCUAUGAUGCAAUCGAAUACACAUGAAAGCCUGAGAGAACAAAAUACAAUCAAAAACCCGUCCACAUUCAGGCUUGUUCGACCCAUCCGACCCUCCCGUGGAUUCUCUCUGUCCCUGCCUAGACCCAAUAUCCCUAAGCGUCAAAGAAAAAACCUAAAAACAUCUGAGGUCCCCACAUGUACCCAACAACAGAAAACAUCAUUCUUCAAAAAAUUUAUACAGAAAGAAUAUGACACAAAUUAUGUAUUACACAUGCAAAUAUGUAUAUAUAUAUAUAUCAUUGCAGACACUGGAAUGUAGUCCACUACACUGCAGCUCCUCAGCAGUGUCGACUUUCAAUGCAACGUCGAUGAUGGAAUCUGAACAUUUCCACACCGUCCUUGUUCCACUUCCUCCAGUCCAUUCAUAUUGUCCAUGUUUGAGUAUUUGAAUCCCACUCUACACAUUCCCCAUAUGCUUCUGGAAGAAAAGAAAACACCAACCAGUAUCUUUUGCAAAGCAACACAUGAAAAUUAAAACAUCAAUAUCAAAAAUAAUAUAUAAAAAUGAUAUAUAAAAAUGAUAUAUAAAAAUGAAUCACAUUCCAUUUCCCCCCUUUGAUUCAUAAGAAAACAGUAAAUAUCACAACAAUAUGCAAAGAAAUGUGAAAAUUAUCGCACAAUCAGAUAUUCAAAAUGGAUAUCUAUCCAUCAAUACUCCAUCCAGUAGCACUUGUUCAUCUCCAUCUAGAUCAGUCACGGUUAACAACGGCAUCUGAGUGUUGUCUCCAGGCAUCACAACUCCAACCCAUCUCAAUAUCAUAACCUUCGCAAAAGUCAAUAACAAAGACUUUCCUAGAGUUACUUCAACCCUAGUUUUCGUAACGUUUUGGUCUGACUUUUUUCCGAACUGGUCUGGGGCUACUUUGUCUAACCGUAUCACCAGCUUCUCCUGUAACAGAGUUGCCCUUGGUGAUCUCUGUGGUUUCACAUUCCACUGAAAUAUGCCCUGUUGUUUCUGGGACGUAUUGAAAAUCAAUGUCCCCAAAUCUCCUUUCCUGUCCAUCCAUUGCAGAGUCGUGUCUGGCAUCAUCAGAAGUGUACACAUGAUCAUCAACGUUGUCCACAGCAUGGAAAAUCUCUCCGUCUGGGUUUUGACUCUGAAAAUUGUCAUGCAUCUCUCCUUCUGUCUGUUCUUCCCUAUCUUCAUCCUGCUCUCUUGAGCCUUCAACAUCUUGGCUCUCUGCGCGUGGCACCUCUUCUCUAGGCGCUUUAACACAAUGUGACAAAUGAUACCACGUUGGAGACCCUUUAACCUGGACAGCCGUUCCAGUACGACGAACAACUUCAAAUGGUCCCUCACGGCGUUCGUUAUACCACUUCCUUCUAAAUACCUUCACGAACACCUUGUCCCCAGGUUGCACUGUACUCCUUUUUUGCUCAUUGAGCUUCUCCUGCACCUCUUCUUUUCUUUGCCUGUCAGAAACAUAUGUGGAUAACUUUUUAUGAAAAUUGGCCAUAUAUUUAACAUACGCUCUCAUUUCAUCUUCCAAAAGAGCCAAACUUGGACCCUUUCCACUUGUUCGCAAACAAGGCGUAGGCAUCCUUCUUCCUGUGACCAGUUCAUGGGGUGACAUACGUAGAUCAUGCAACUCACUUGAGCGACACACCAUUAAUGCUAAAGGAAGCGCCGCUAUCCAGUUUAGACCCGUAUGCUGGCAAAUCUUGACAAUGCGAUUUUUCAAAACACCAUUAUUUUUUCACAAAUACCUUGACUUUGUGGGUGAUGAACUGCUCCUAGACGUUGCUUAAUUCCCAAUUUUUGCAAAAUCAAUUUAACUGAUUUAUCCACAAAUUCUUUCCCAUUAUCUGAGGAUAUUCGAUCGGGAAAUCUCCACCUGCUUAUGACUUCUUUACACAAGAACUUGGCAACCGACUGAGCGUCUUUUCGCUUGGUUGGACAGGCCUCCGGCCAUCGUGAAAAUCUAUCCACAACCACCAGCAUGUAUCUUUUCCCUUCAACUGGUUUUAUCAUAUCAACAAAGUCGAUACCCAACUCACGCAUAGGACCUCUCGGUGUUGGAAUGUGACCAGGAAGAACAGUCACACCCCUGCGAACAUUAUUUUUCAGACAGAUUGUGCACCUGCCUAUGACAUAGUCAACCUGUUCAAGCAAAUAUGGUGCCCAAAAACCAUACUCCUUUGUGAUUUUUCUCCUAACCUCCCCCCUUGCAACAUGAGCUAACCAAUGUGCUUCCUGAAUCAUCAGACCUAAUAGGUCUAGAGGCGCUACUAUCAACCCCUCAUGGUUUCUCCAAAGACCCGUAGCAUCUUUGACGGAACCUCGGUCUAGCCAUAGCUGUUUGUCAAUCGUAGAAGCAGCUUCCUGCAUCAAAAUCACAUCCUUAAGCGUAAUUUUGUCUUCCAAGUCCACUUCAUGAGUGACCAGAAAAACCUUGCCCAAUUUGUCCGCUCCUGUGACGGCUUUUGCAGCUUCAUCAGCAGCUUUGUUCCCUUGUGUGACUUUUGACACAUCUGUUUUAUGAGCUGCACACUUAGCUAUCGCUAUCUCUUUAGGCUUCAUCAUAGCAUGCAACAGUUUCAUUAUUUGCGCAUGAUGUUGUAUCGGAGAACCAUCCAUUUUCUUAAACCCUCAACCUUUCCACACUGCUCCAAACAAAUGACAUACACUAUGUGCAUAUGCAGAAUCAGUAUAUAUUGUCACUCGCUUUCCUUCUGCUAACAAACACGCUUCUGUUAGCCCCACAAGUUCAGCAAGUUGUGCGGACGCAGGCUGUGGUAUUACUUCAGCCUUUUCAACAACAAAUCCAGUUCCUUGGGCUUUAACUACUACAUAGCCAGCACACAAUUUAUCUCCCACACGAUAACAAGACCCAUCAGUCCAAUACUCCAGGUCUGCCUCACGUAAUGGAAGGGCUUGCAAAUCUGAUCUAAGCCUCGAGUAUUUCUCUGCUUCUUGAACACACUCAUGUGGCUCACCAUCCUCUGAAGUUGGCAAAUUCUCGGCUGGAUUCACCAUAUCACACCUCACUAGGGUGACAUCUUCCUGCUCUAAGAGCCUAUGAUAGUCUCUGAGCCUAGGCAUAGUCAAUGUAUAUUUUCCAUAGUUCAGAAGAUUUCUGAGACUAUGAUGGGUAAGAAUUGUUACUGGGUAACCCAUCGUAACAGAUGAUGCUUUGUCAUACAUUAAAUAUACUCCCACCAUUGCUCUGUAGCACAGUGGUAGCCCUAGUUCUACUUCUGAAUAGGCAGUAGAGUAGUAGGAAAUAGGUUGAGGAUUCGUCCCUGUACCUGUUGGCUGACAAAGAACUGCACAUGCAUAUUUACCUCCAGUAGAAGUAGACACAUAUAGCAAGAAAUUCUUACAGUAGUCUGGUAGUGUGAGUGCUGGUGCCUCUUGUAACCUCUGUAUGAUCGUUUCAAAUGCUACAAGGCCUUCCUGUGUCCAGGAAAGAUUGCUAUAGAGUUGACAAUUCCCAGUAUCUUUAACCAUAGCUCUCAAAGGUCACAUCAAACUAGCAUAGCCCUCAACCCAGGCUGAAGAAUAAUCAGCAAUAGCAAGAAAUGUCAUCAUCUCUCUGACAGUUCUAGGCUUCGGAGCCUUACGAAUAGCUUCCAAUUGACUGUCAAAAAUGCUUCUGUGUCCAUGCAUUAUUUUCUGACCCAAAUAAACGACCUUCUCCUGGCAAUAUUGCAACUUUUUCUGUGAAACCUUAUGCCCCUUUUCUGCCAAUACCUGUAGCAAUUUAAUUGAGUCUUUAUGACAUGUUUCCUUAUUCUGUGAACAGAUAAAUAUACCAUCCACAUACUGAAUGACAGUGCUUUGCAAUAUCUGAUCUAUCCCUACCAAAUCGUCCUUCAGUACUUUAUUGAAAAUGUGAGGGCUAUGCUUGAACCCCUGUGGCAAUCUCCUGUACUCAUAGAACUGUCCAUUAUAUGUGAACCCAAAUAAACCCUGAGUUUCUACACUAAGUGGAACACAAAAAAAUGCACCACAUAAGUCUAACACCGUGAAAUGUGUAGCCUCAGGAGGAAUAUGGGAUAACAAGGUAUGCGGGUCUGGCACUUCUGCUGGAAAAUCAGUCACUACCUCAUUCACCGCUCUCAAAUCAUGAACCACACGAUAAGUCUCAUCGGGUUUCUUCACAGGCAACAAAGGCGUGUUACUCUGAGGAUUUUUUAUUGUCUUCAAAACACCUGCUUUCGAAAGUCCUUCAAUUUGUGGUUCGAUCCCUUGGAUUGCUUCAUCUUUCAAUGGAUACUGAUUCUUCCAAGGAGAUCUGGCUCCUGGUCAAAGUUCAACUUUCACCGGUUGGGCUGAUUUCACUCCUCCAAAUCGCCAAAUUCUCUUUCAUCGGUACAAAAACAGCUUUCUCUGCUUCUGUCAUCAUUUCUCCUAUAUGCUUCUGCUCAUAGUCUUCAGAAACCAACAAGGUCACAUGUGGCACACUCUUCUCAAUCUCAAAUUCUUUAUCCAGAUAAUCGUCUGUGUUUAUCUUCAUAGCUGCUCCUUGUGGUCCUAAAAUUAUGCAACAUGAGCUGAGUUGAACUUUCUUUGGUUGAUGACUCAACCAUUCCUCUGAGUUCGAUUGGGCAGCAUUCUUGAAAUACUUGAGCGUACAAUGAAAUUGAUAUUCCUGAAGCCUCGCAUCUGGCAUGUUUGCCACAAUGAAUUUCUCCCAUAUCUUAGCUGGCUUCAAAAAAUCUGCACUGAGAUUUCCAAUCCAAAAUACUGAAGAAGAGUCAAUCUCUGUCGUCAUCAACAAUUGGUAAACCGUUUCUUUUGGCAUUUCUACCAGACAGCCGUCUGGCGUACAUUUUAUUGUACAAUUCAAUCUACACAAUGCAUCUCUUCCCAACAAUGCAAUAGGUGUAUGUUCCGAUACCAGUAUGGGUAUUGUAGUUUUCUGAUUUUUAUAGCAGAGCUCAAUUGGUUCCGUAAGAGGAAUCAGCUGUUUCACUCCCUCAAACCCGAUUGUCCGAAUCAGUUGAUUGGACAUAGGGAGAUGUGUAGCAUCUUCAGGCCGAACACAGGUGAAAGCAGCUCCGCUAUCCGCCAUCUUUUCAAUGGUCGGUUGUUUACUUUCACCUCAAUUGUUGGAUAUUUUUCCGGUCCUGAUGCUACCAGCUGACACCCCCCUUUCGGAUCUUCUGGGCACCUCUAGAAUCCUGGCUCCGGGCCCCUAUAAGGGUUCACCGGUCCUCCAAAUGAUCUUGACUGGCCCCUGUAUCUUCCUCUGAAAUUUCCUCUGGUGUUUCCUCCUGGCCCAUUACACUCACGGGCAAAGUGACCAACCUGUCCACAAUUAUAACACACUUCUGAAGAUUGCUGGAAGUAUGGAUUAAAUCUUCCUCCUCUUCCUCUUCCUAAACCUUCUCGUCCUCUUCCUCUCCAAUUCUGUGUCUGUCCGGAAACUGGCUGUGGAUAUGAAACAACUGGUCCCACUAGUGGUGGCUGGGACAAUUGCGGUUGGACCUGGUUCGGUUGAAGCUGUGGCAGUGAUUGUUGAUUUGGUGAACACUGAUUCUGCAUAACCAAAGCCUGUUUCUCCUCCGUCUUCUUAUUCUCCACCAGUUGUAUUUGAUUGAGUUUUCUGAGAGUUUCUUGGUCCUGUUCUUUCUGGUUGUGUUCCUUUUUCCUGUAUAGAUCCACUUGAUGGGCUAUAUGAUCUGUAUAGAUACCUUUUGCCAUGCUUCCAAGUCCAACCACCUCUGCCAGUUUGCUCCUUACUGGUGAGGGCAGCCCCAUCUGCAGUUUAGCUCGCAAAAUUGACUGCUCUAUUUGACUCACAUCUGGAUCAUUUCCGGUAAUAUUUCUCCACACUUGUUGAGCUCUUGACACAUAGGCUCUCGGAUUUUCUUGUUGUCCUAGUGGGUCAAUCAGAAUGUUGUCAGGAUGCACAUUUGUUGGAAAUGUAUCUUUCAGUGCUCUCCACAGUCGAUUUCUACUUGCAGCUAACAACUCAGGAUCAUUCACCGCAGUCCCCAUAUAUCGAUUAAGUCCAGCUCUCUGAAAAAAUUAUUCCAUACCUGGAAUCCCAAGGAGAUUAGCCAAAAGUAUCUUAAUGUCUCCUAUGGCAGACUGUGUUCCCACCGUAAUUUCUUCCAACUUUGAAAUCCAAGGAUAUGCUCCAUCUUGAAGAGUAGGCAGCUUCUCAAGUAUAUCUGACAUAUCGGUAUUCUGCAAAGGCUUAUACUCCAGGUUCUGUCCUCGGAUUAUCACUGGCAUCAUCUUCUUACUUGUGCUCCCUUUUCUUGGCCGCAAUGUAUACUUCCUCUCCAAUUUUUGGGAUCCUUUUUUCAGCAGUUUUUCCUUCUGUAUCUUCAGCUUCUUGAGUUGUUCUUCCAAUUCUCUUACUUCUUCUAAAUUAUUCGCCUUAUCCAAGCAUGACAUGCAUCGAUCCAUAUCUCUUUCUAUUUCUUCUGUGCUAGUCAUUGUAGGAUAAAAUCCUCUUGAACAUGAAGCACCUUUAAUCUCCAAAUCUUCAUCGCUGUCUCCAUCUUCACUUUCAUCAGAGGUCGAAUCUCUUGUAUCCUUAUUCUUCCAACUUCCAUCACCCCUUAUUUCCGCUCUGGCCAACCUCCAUCUGAUCACAGGGUCAUAUCCACCCAUGAUCUCUUCUGAAUCACUCUGAUCAUCAUCAUCAUCAUCUUCAAAUUCCAUCCUCCUGAACCUCACUCUACCCUUAGUUUCCAGACAUGUCGUUUUGUUCUUACUUUUGGAGUUUGGAUUCAUCUUUAUGGUCAUUUCUGCUUGUCCUCUCUCUAUUAUUCAUUCAUCUUCAUCUCUGAUGCAAUAAUCACCCUCCUGAAUGAUCACUGGAAGCUGAGGAUAGACGUCCUUAAACUCUACUUCUUCCUCGUAAGGUCUUUUUGCUGAAUCCGUAUGUGAGAAAGGUGUAUUGACUUCUGCCAUUCGUUUUUCUGUUACCUUCGCCUCUUUUGCCAUUUUCUCUAUACCUCUGUCUCUUUUAUCUUUUGUAUCUUUUAUCCGUUUUUGUCCCUCAUUUUCAAACAACUUAAGAACACCCAGCUCUCUUUGUCUCUUUUCUUUACGUUGUUCCCCCUUUUUUCCCUUCUUUUGAUCUGCCUUAUACGUGGACACAAGCACUUGCAUUAUUUUUAUUACGUCUGGGUUAAGAGUCCCUUCCACUGGCCAUGGUUGUUCAAUGUCAGGCCAACGUUUAUGCCAUUUUCCAGAUAACCUUGCAAUACCAUUAACUAGAGGAUUACUCUUUUGCACUACAUCAACAGGAGUAAUUACUUUCAUAGUUUUUAUGUUCUUUUUCCGCAUUGUAACAACUCUUUUAUAUUCCUUUAUUGUGAAUAAUUGUAUUAUUAUUAUUAUUAUUAUUUUAAACUAAUUAAUUUGUAAACCAAAAAAUACUUUAAGCUAUGUAGCUUAUCUUUCCCUCCUAUUUUAUUUAUUUAUUAUUAUUAUUAUUAUUAUUUAUAUAUAUAUAUAUAUUUUUUUUUUCUCUACCAAAUUAUUGAUUAGUGGCAAUCUUACCACAUCCGAUAAAGAAAAGUAAAGGAAACUGGUCAACUUCAGAGCAAUCAAAAAAGAAAGACUUGUAAUCCAGCAACACUACAGCACCCACAAACCAAUUGCUUAAUAAGCACCCAAUCACCUUAAUUUUACAGAAUAAUCUCAGUGCUGGAUUUCCAACACAACUCUAAUCAAAACAACCCAUGCACAAAGAAAACUUCAAUGUGCAAUUCUCAAUUACAUCAAUUGAUCAGUCUGUUGCCAAGUCCCUGUUAAAUGGUCACAACCACAACAUGAAAUAUUUUAGGCAUACACAAACAGAUAAAUGCCCUUCAUCUAUAAUAUCCUGUAAGGGAAAGUAAGUUUGUGGAUAGAACAGUACUGGCCAUAAUUGGACUGGAUCCGGGACAGCACACGCUGUCGCGUGACGCACUGGUCAGCACCUCCUCUCUCUCCGUCUCCUCCUUCUCGUCUCUCACACCUCAGGGGAACAAAAGAAACAGACAACAAUUUAGUAUUUUAUGUACUCACUGGGUUAUUUCAACCAUACAAUACAUAUAUUAAACUAUUGGAGUAAUCAUCAUAUAUGUUUUCUUAGUCAAGCAACAACCACUUAACAAACCAAAUACUUUAUUCGUGUGUACUUAAGUCUCCCCCUUUCUUGUUUCAGCUAUAAGUCUGCGUGUCACAGCAGCUCAGUGCAGGCAGGGGAGUGGCAUAUUCGUUCUGUGUAACUGUAAACUCCUAGAACUCCACACAUGCGCAGUUCAUUUAUUAGUGUAUCUUCAGAGUGAGAUGAGCACUCCCGCAAGCAAUUUUUCUCUGAGUCAAACAGCAGACAGACCAGCUGUCUCUACGUUCUUUCCAACAAACCACAUUUACCACACAGACAAACAGUAACACUGAACAAAACGCACAAACCAACACAAAACAUAGAACACAAAUCCUACUUCGAAGUUACUUAACUUUACUUUAGUCUAUUAUCUCUCUCCUCUUUCUUCACCCAUUCUACUCCAAUCUGCAGAUGUAUACUUAUUUUCUCAUCCAUUACAAAUCCUCUCUAUACAAUCAUAACGUCCUCCCGGGGGCUCAUAGAUUUUGACAAAUUUGAAAACGUUCUCUCAAAUCGAGACUCAUAAGGUUUUAACCGUAAUUAACAGAUUUCCUUACAAAAAACUAAAACCCCUGUUCUCAACCAAACCAUAUAUAUGUAUAUAUAUAUAUAUCUAACAUAAAAUCUUAUCAUAGCAUGAGUCGAGCAUAUAACUCUCUGCACAAUCCACACAGCUGAAACACAGCAGAGACAUCUUUCAUUGCGCACACACACACUCUCUCUCUCACACACACACACUCUCUUUCUCACACACACACACUCUCUUUCUCUCACACACACACAUGAAAACUACCCUAAAGCAUGCGUCCGCCGCUCCUUUUCCUUUAUUUUCCUUCCUAAAUUUGUGCUACCUUGAGUUGCAGAUAUUCAAUGAGAGGCUACUUCGGACAUAUAGCUCGUCAACUAUAUACCGAGAGGUAACAUACAAUUGAAUGUGUAUUCUACAAUCUCACAGUUCCUUGGAACGGACCAAUGGUUUACACUGUUGCUUUUUCAGUAGUGAAAUAUGCUAUAUCACUUUUCAAAUGACCUUUUGUGACUCAACUUUUAUCGUCCAGUUUGAGCUCUGUUCCUGCGGGGGGCUGAUUCGUCGACCACACCCAGAUUCUCCAACUGCACGCUCCCACCCCGUGGUGAAGUUAACCCUCUCCAGGUAAUGGACCAGCUGACCAGAGGAGGGGGAUGGAGGGAAGGAGGGAAGAGAGGGAAGGAGGGAGAGGAUGUAGAGAAAUACAGUAUGUAGUCAGCGGACCUUGACAAAGAAAAGAGUAAACAGAAGUAAACAGUUGGCAAAGUUUCCGUCUGCACCUGUGUGCCUACAGUGAGGGAACAAAGUAUUUGAUCCCCUGCUGAUUUUGUAUGUUUGCCCAAUGACAAAGAAAUGAUCAGUCUAUAAUUUUAAUUUUAAUUGUAGGUUUAUUUGAACAGUGAGAGACAGAAUAACAAAACAAAAAUCCAGAAAUGCGCAUGUCAAAAAUGUUAUAAAUUGAUUUGCGUUUUAAUGAGGGAAAUAAGUAUUUGACCCCCUCUCAAUCAGAAAGAUUUCUGGCUCCCAGGUGUCUUUUAUACAGGUAACGAGUUGAGAUUAGGAGCACACUCUUAAAUGGAGUGCUCCUAAUCUCAGUUUGUUACCUGUAUAAAAGACACCUGUCCACAAAAGCAAUCAAUCAAUCAGAUUCCAAACUCUCCACCAUGGCCAAGACCAAAGAGCUCUCCAUGGAUGUCAGGGACAAGAUUGUAGACCUACACAAGGCUGGAAUGGGCUACAAGACCAUCGCCAAGCACCUUGGUGAGAAGGUGACAACAGUUGGUGCGAUUAUUCGCAAAUGGAAGAAACACAAAAUAUCUGUCAAUCUCCCUCGGCCUGGGGCUCCAUGCAAGAUCUCACCUCGUGGAGUUGCAAUGAUCAUGAGAACGGUGAGGAAUCAGCCCAGAACUACACGGGAGGAUUUUGUCAAUGAUCUCAAGGCAGCUGGGACCAUAGUCACCAAGAAAACAAUUGGUAACACACUACGCCGUGAAGGACUGAAAUCCUGCAGCGCCCGCAAGGUCCCCCUGCUCAAGAAAGCACAUAUACAGGCCCGUCUGAAGUUUGCCAAUGAACAUCUGAAUGAUUCAGAGGAGAACUGGAUGAAAGUGUUGUGGUCAGAUGAGACCAAAAUGGAGCUCUUUGGCAUCAACUCAACUCGCCGUGUUUGGAGGAGGAGGAAUGCUGCCUAUGACCCCAAGAACACCAUCCCCACCGUCAAACAUGGAGGUGGAAACAUUAUGCUUUGGGGGUGUUUUUCUGCUAAGGGGACAUGACAACUUCACCGCAUCAAAGGGACGAUGGACGGGGCCAUGUACCGUCAAAUCUUGAGUGAGAACCUCCUUCCCUCAGCCAGGGCAUUGAAAAUGGGUCGUGGAUGGGUAUUCCAGCAUGACAAUGACCCAAAACACACGGCCAAGGCAACAAAGGAGUGGGUCAAGAAGAAGCACAUUAAGGUCCUGGAGUGGCCUAGACAGUCUCGAGACCUUAAUCCCUUAGAAAAUAUGUGGAGGGGGCUGAAGGUUUGAGUUACCAAACGUCUGGCUCGAAAUCUUAAUGACUUGGAGAAGAUCUGCAGAGGAGUGGGACAAAAUCCCUCCUGAGAUGUGUGCAAACCUGGUGGCCAACUACAAGAAACGUCUGACCUCUGUGAUUGCCAAUAAGGGUUUUGCCACCAAGUACUAAGUCAUGUUUUGCAGAGGGGUCAAAUACUUAUUUCCCUCAUUAAAAUGCAAAUCAAUUUCUAACAUUUCUGACAUACAUUUUUCUGGAUUUUUUGUUUGUUAUUCUGUCUCUGACUGUUCAAAUAAACCUACCAUUAAUAUUAUAGACUGAUCAUGUUUUUUUUUUUAUUAUAGACUGAUCAUACUUUUUUCCCUCACUGUAUGUGUGUGUGAAUGUAAGCCACCUGCCAGAGCUCCAGUCUCUGUAGGCUGGCACAGCGGUGCCCACUGAAAGGUCCUCUCCUUGGCACACGCUGCAGUACGUCAUGCAGGACAUGGGUCAGAGUGACACGGCCACAUUAUACUCUGGCCUGAGCUCAGACACGUGCCCAUAGUUGGUCUCCACAUCCCUCAGGUCCUCCUGUCCUGUAAGCACACCACCCGCAGCCUCCACCCAACCUGCACUGAACCUGCACCCAAACACAGCCUCCCAGAGCUGUCUCACCUUACCAGAACAGAGAAGGAAGUGUUAUAGAGGAAUAACAUUUUUUGGGGGUAUUUAUAAUAGGCAAUGUAGGUAUUUAAAAAGAAAAAAAAAAUACUUUUAAAUGAUAGUAGAUAAACAUAAUGUCUAAAGUAUUGAAGGAGUGAAAUAAAUCAUUAGAAUGGGGUAAAAAAUACUACCUCACAUUGCUGUUUCCGGGGUUAUUGGCAGGUUGGUCGUCGGGGCGGAUGCUAAGCAGGUAGUCCCUUAGGCUGGUAUCUCUCCACGACGGAUAGUGAUACCCAGGGUACCCCCCCAGGUAGGGCAUGAGACGGGGGGUGUGAAACACCGAGGAGGAGGUCCAGGCUUCUGUCACGACUUCCGCCGAAGUUAGUGCCUCUCCUUGGGCGGUCGUCGUCACCGGCUUUCUAGCUGCCACCGAUCUACGUUUCUGUUUUCCAUUUGUUUUGUCUGUAUUGUACACACCUGGUUCCCAUCACGUUAAUUUGUUUCCCUAUUUAACCCUCUGGCUCCCUCAUGGUGUUGUGCGUGAUUGUUCUUUGUUUGGUGUUUAUACUGCUGUGAGCUGAUGUUGUCACGCCCUGACCUAUAGAACUCUGGUUAGUUUGGUCAGGGCGUGCAUGUUUAGUAUCUAUGUUAUGUUUUCUAUGUGUAGAAUCUAGGUAUUGGUUUUCUAUGUUUUGUACGGGUGUGAUUCCCAAUCAGAGACAGCUGUCGCUCGUUGUCUCUGAUUGGGGUUCAUACUUAGGUAGCCCAGUUGCCUACUAUGGUUGUGGGAUCUUGUUCCGUGUUUAGGCUUGUAUUGGGUUUAGCCUGAGGACUUCACGUUACGUUGUUUUGUUGUUUUUGCUCGUGUGUUUAUUUUACUAAAUAAACAUGUAUGCAUUUCACGCUGCGCCUUGGUCUGACCCGUCCUUCAACGACCGUGACAGAAGAUCCCACCAAAAAUGGACCAAGCAGCGUGCCCAGGAGCAGACAUCCUGGACAUGGGAGGAGAUCCUGGACGGAAAGGGAUCUUGGACAUGGGAGGAAAUUCAGGCUGGGAUGGAUCGCCGUCCUUGGGAGGCGACAGUGGAGGCCCGGGUUAGAGAGGAGCAACGGAAACACAGAAGGCGCCGGCCGAGGAGGAAGCCCGAGAGGCAGCCCCAAUACUUUUUUUGGGGGGGGCUAAAGGGGUGGUCGGGGAGCGAGAGAGAAGAGCCCCGACCACUGCACCCGGUGGGUUUCCAGGUUGAGUCCCUACGACCAUGGGAACAAGAGUGGUAACAGUUUUAUACCGAGGAGUCGGAGGAUGACGACGACGAUGAGUUUCUGUUCCCUAACUCGUGGGGGCUCCCGGAGGAGUCUUCACUGGAGGAGGAUUGGGCGUGGAGAGUAAAGGACAGGUAUAGUCGUAGACCUCCAGCGCCGGUUCCCAGUCCAGUAUGACCCGUUCCUGCUCCUCGCACCAAACCAGUGGUGCGUGUCACCAGCCCGGUACGUCCCGUACCUAAUCCCCGCACCAAGCCAGUGGUGUGUGUCCCCAGUCCGGCCCGGCCCGUUCCUGUUCCUCACACCAGACCAGUGGUGCGUGUUCCCAGUCCGGCCCGGCCCGUUCAUGUUCCUUGCACCAAGCCAGUGGUGCAUGUUCCCAGUCCGGUACGGCCCGUGCCUGCUCCCCGCACCAAGCCAGUGGUGCAUGUCACCAGUCCGGCCCAGCCCGUUCCUGCUCCUCUCACCAAGCCAGUGGUGCGUGUUCUUAGUCUGGUCCGGCACGUGCCUGCUCCUCGCACCAGACCAGUGGUGCGUGUGUCCAGUCCGGCACGGCCCGUGCCCGUUCCACCGGUGCCUUUCCAGCACCGGUCAGCUGCUCCACUCAGGAGCCAGAGCAGUCCGCUUCACCGGUGCCUGAUCCAGCUCCGGUUGGUUGCUCCACUCCGGAGCCAGAGCAGUCCGCUCCACCGGUGCCCAGUCCAGCUCCGGUCAACGGUCAACGGUUCCACUCCGGAGCCAGAGCAGUCCGCUCCACCGGUGCCUGAUCCAGCUCCGGUCGGUUACUCCACUCUGGAGUCAGAGCAGUCCGCUCCACCGGUGCCCAAGCCAGCUCCGGUCAGCGGCUCCACUCCGGGUCCAGACGUCAGCCCCUCUCUAGGUUCGGAGUCUCCCACACCAGGGUCCAGACAGGGAUCGGUGCAUCAUGGGAGGACUGAGAGGGGAAGCUCCGCGUUGAGGUCCAGACCGGUCCAGGGGUGCAACGCGGAGUCAGUAAGGGAGGAGACGUCACGCCCGAAGCCAGAGUCCGCACCUUUGGGGGGUGGGGGGGGGGGGGGGGGGGUACUGUCACGCCCUGACCUAUGGAACUCUGGUUAGUUUGGUCAGGGUGUGCAUGUUUAGUAUCUAUGUUGUGUUUUCUAUGUGUAGAAUCUAGGUAUUGGUAUUCUAUGUUUUGUACGGGUGUGAUUCCCAAUCAGAGACAGCUGUCGCUCGUUGUCUCUGAUUGGGGUUCAUACUUAGGUAGCCCAGUUGCCUACUAUGGUUGUGGGAUCUUGUUCCGUGUUUAGGCUUGUAUUGUGUUUAGCCUGAGGACUUCACGUUACGUUGUUUUGUUGUUUUUGCUCGUGUGUUUAUUUUAAUAAAUAAACAUGAAUGCAUUUCACGCUGCGCCUUGGUCUGACCCGUCCUUCAACGACCGUGACAGAUGUUAUUUCCCUGCGUGGAAAUUAGAUUUGUUGUUUUUCGAGUAAAGUUUGUCUAUUACUCAGUUCUGUGUCCUGCACCUGACUCCGUCCUACCGCUGCACACUGACACCUGACAGCUUCACUGGCGAUCCACCGGAGACCCAUCACAUUCUGCACCACCACCUUGUAAAAUGAGUUUUAUAUUUUUAUAAUCUUGCCAUCAAGAAUGCCACAAUGGUAAUAUUUUACAACACUUUUAUGCGUUGUUUUAUUUAGCUAGUUAGUUAUUUAGAGGGGUAAACAGGCUACAAGCAACCCCUUUUCCCUCCAAACAUAACGAUGGUCAUUAUGGCCAAACAGUUCUACUUUUUGUUUCAUCAGACCAGAGGACAUUUCUCCAAAAAGUAAGAUCUUUGUCCCCAUGUGCAGUUGCAAACCGUAGUCUGGCUUUUUUAUGGCGGUUUUGGAGCAGUGGCUUCUUCCUUGCUGAGCGGCCUUUCAGGUUAUGUCGAUAUAGGACUCGUUUUACUGUGGAUAUAGAUACUUUUGUACCUGUUUUGUCCAGCAUCUUCACAAGGUCGUUUGUUGUUGUUCUGGGAUUGAUUUGCAGUUUUCGCACCAAAGUAUGUGUCACACCCUGACUUAUGGGACUCUUGUAUGCUGAGUCAGGGUGUGGAGAUCUAUGUUGUAUAUUCUAUGUUUAGUUCUAGUUGUUCUACUUCUAUGUUAGGCCGGGUGUGAUUCACAAUCAGAGGCAGCAGUCGCUCGUUGUCUCUGAUUGGGGAUCAUACUUAAGUAGCCUGUUUGUGAUCAUUAGUGGUGGGAUCUUGUUCCUGUAUAGGCUUGUAUUGUGUUUAGCCUGAGGACUUCACGUUACGUUGUUUUGUUGUUUUGUUCGUGUGUUUAUCGUUAUAUUAAACAUGUAUGCAUUUCACGCUGCACCUUGGUCUGACCCGUCCUUCAACGACCGUGACAGAAGAUCCCACCAAAAAUGGACCAAGCAGCGUGCCCAGGAGCAGACAUCCUGGACAUGGGAGGAGAUCCUGGACGGAAAGGGAUCCUGGACAUGGGAGGAGAUUCAGGCUGGGAUGGAUCGCCGUCCUUGGGAGGAGACAGUGAAGGCCCAGAUUAGAGAGGAGCAACGGCAACACAGAAGGCGCCGGCCGAGGAGGAAGCUCGAGAGACAGCCCCAAAAAAACAUUUUGGGGGACUAAAAUGGUGGUCGGGGAUCGAUGGAGAAGAGCCCCGACCACUGCACUCGUGGGGGCCCAGGGAGGAGUCCUCACGGGAGGAGGACUGGGUGCGGGGAGUGAAAGACUGGUACAGUCGGAGAUCUCUAACGUCAGUUCCCAGUCCGGUACACCUCAUGCCUGCGUCUCGCACCAAGCCAGUGGUGCGUGUUCCCAGUCCGGCCCGGCCCGUUCCUGUUCCUCGCACCAGGCCAGUGGUGCGUGUCGCCAGUCCGGCCCGGCCCGUUCCUGCUCCUCGCAGCAGGCCAGUGGUGCGUGUUCCCAGUCCGGUACGGCCCGUUCCUGUUCCUCGCACCAGACCAGUGGUGCGUGUCGCCAGUCCGGCCCGGCCCGUUCCUGCUCCUCGCACCAGACCAGUGGUGCGUGUUUCCAGUCCGGUACGGCCCGUGCCUGCUCUCCGCACCAAGCCAGUGGUGCAUGUCACCAGUCCAGCCCGGCCCAUUCCUGUUCCUCUCACCAAGCCAGUGGUGCGUGUUCCCAAUCCGGUACGGGCCGUGCCUGCUCCCCGCACCAAGCAUGUGGUGCAUGUCGCCAGCCCGGUAUGCCCCGUACCUGCUCCCCGCACCAAGUCAGUGGUGUGUGUCCCCAGUCCAGCCCGGCCCGUUCCUGCUCCUCGCACCAGACUAGUGGUGCAUGUCGCCAGUCCGGCUCGGCCCGUUCCUGUUCCUCGCACCAGGCCAGUGGUGCGUGUCGCCAGUCCGGCCCGGCCCGUUCCUGCUCCUCGCACCAGACCAGUGGUGCGUGUUUCCAGUCUGGUACGGCCCGUGCCUGCUCUCUAUACCAAGCCAGUGGUGCGUGUCGCCAGUCCAGCCCGGCCCAUUCCUGUUCCUCGCACCAAGCCAGUGGUGCGUGUUCCCAAUCUGGUACGGCCCGUGCCUGCUCCCCGCACCAAGCCUGUGGUGCAUGUCGCCAGCCCGGUACGCCCCGUACCUGCUCCCCGCAUCAAGCCAGUGGUGUGUGUCCCCAGUCCGGCCCGGCCCGUUCCUGCUCCUCGCACCAGGCCAGUGGUGCGUGUCGCCAGUCCGGCCCGGCCCGUUCCUGCUCCUCGCAGCAGACCAGUGGUGCGUGUUCCCAGUCCGGUACGGCCCGUUCCUGUUCCUCGCACCAGACCAGUGGUGCGUGUCGCCAGUCCGGCCCGGCCCGUUCCUGCUCCUCGCACCAGACCAGUGGUGCGUGUUUCCAGUCCGGUACGGCCCGUGCCUGCUCUCCGCACCAAGCCAGUGGUGCAUGUCACCAGUCCAGCCCGGCCCAUUCCUGUUCCUCUCACCAAGCCAGUGGUGCGUGUUCCCAAUCCGGUACGGGCCGUGCCUGCUCCCCGCACCAAGCAUGUGGUGCAUGUCGCCAGCCCGGUAUGCCCCGUACCUGCUCCCCGCACCAAGUCAGUGGUGUGUGUCCCCAGUCCAGCCCGGCCCGUUCCUGCUCCUCGCACCAGACUAGUGGUGCAUGUCGCCAGUCCGGCUCGGCCCGUUCCUGUUCCUCGCACCAGGCCAGUGGUGCGUGUCGCCAGUCCGGCCCGGCCCGUUCCUGCUCCUCGCACCAGACCAGUGGUGCGUGUUUCCAGUCUGGUACGGCCCGUGCCUGCUCUCUAUACCAAGCCAGUGGUGCGUGUCGCCAGUCCAGCCCGGCCCAUUCCUGUUCCUCGCACCAAGCCAGUGGUGCGUGUUCCCAAUCUGGUACGGCCCGUGCCUGCUCCCCGCACCAAGCCUGUGGUGCAUGUCUCCAGCCCGGUACGCCCCGUACCUGCUCCCCGCAUCAAGCCAGUGGUGUGUGUCCCCAGUCCGGCCCGGCCCGUUCCUGCUCCUCGCACCAGACUAGUGGUGCGUGUUCCCAGUCCGGCCCGGCCAGUUCCUGUUCCUCGCACCAGGCCAGUGGUGCGUGUUUCCCAGUCCAGUACGGCCCGUGCCUGCUCCCCGCACCAAGCCAGUGGUGCUUGUCGCCAGUCCGGCCCGGCCCGUUCCUUUUCCUCGCACCAGGUCAGUGGUGCAUGUCGCCAGUCCGGCCCGGCCCGUUCCUGCUCCUAACACCAGACUAGUGGUGCAUGUUCAUAGUCCGGCCCGGCCUUUUCCUGUUCCACGCACCAGACUAGUGGUGCGUGUUCCCAGUCCGACCCGGCCCGUUCCUCGCACCAGGCCAGUGGAGUCAGUAAGGGAGGAGACGUCACGCCCGAAGCCGGAGUCCGCACCUUUUGGGGGGGGGGGGGGGGGUACUGUCACGCCCUGACCUACAGAACUAUGGUUAAUUUGGUUAGGGCGUGCAUGUUUAGUGUCUAUGUUAUGUUUUCUAUGUGUAGAAUCUAGGUAUUGGUUUUCUAUGUUUGGCCGGGUGUGAUUCCCAAUCAGAGACAGCUGUCGCUCGUUGUCUCUGAUUGGGGUUCAUACUUAGGUAGCCCAGUUGCCUACUAUGGUUGUGGGAUCUUGUUCCGUGUUUAGGCUUGUAUUGUGUUUAGCCUGAGGACUUCACGUUACGUUGUUUUGUUGUUUUUGCUCGUGUGUUUAUUUUAAUGAAUAAACAUGUAUGCAUUUCACGCUGCGCCUUGGUCUGACCCGUCCUUCAACGACCGUGACAGAUGUUAUUUCCCUGCGUGGAAAUUAGAUUUGUUGUUUUUCGAGUAAAGUUUGUCUAUCACUCAGUUCUGUGUCCUGCACCUGACUCCGUCCUACCGCUGCACACUGACACCUGACAGCUUCACUGGCGAUCCACCGGAGACCCAUCACAUUCUGCACCACCACCUUGUAAAAUGAGUUUUAUAUUUUUAUAAUCUUGCCAUCAAGAAUGCCACAAUGGUAAUAUUUUACAACACUUUUAUGCAUUGUUUUAUUUAGCUUUAUGUGAGAUGGGUAAACAGGCUACAAGCGUCCCCCUUUUUCCUCCAAACAUAACGAUGGUCAUUAUGGCCAAACAGUUCUACUUUUUGUUUCAUCAGACCAGAGGACAUUUCUCCAAAAAGUAAGAUCUUUGUCCCCAUGUGCAGUUGCAAACCGUAGUCUGGCUUCUUUAUGGCGGUUUUGGAGCAGUGGCUUCUUCCUUGCUGAGCGGCCUUUCAGGUUAUGUCGAUAUAGGACUCGUUUUGCUGUGGAUAUAGAUACUUUUGUACCUGUUUUGUCCAGCAUCUUCACAAGGUCGUUUGUUGUUGUUCUGGGAUUGAUUUGCAGUUUUCGCACCAAAGUAUGUGUCACACCCUGACUUAUGGGACUCUUGUUUGUUGAGUCAGGGUGUGGAGAUCUAUGUUGUAUAUUCUAUGUUUAUUUCUAGUUGUUCUGUUUCUGUUUGGCCGGGUGUGAUUCCCAAUCAGAGGCAGCUGUCGCUCGUUGUCUCUGAUUGGGGAUCAUACUUAAGUAGCCUGUUUGUGAUCAUUAGUGGUGGGAUCUUGUUCCGUGUAUAGGCUUGUAUUGUGUUUAGCCUGAGGACUUCACGUUACGUUGUUUUGUUGUUUUGUUCGUGUGUUUAUCGUUAUGAUAAACAUGUAUGCAUUUCACGCUGCGCCUUGGUCUGACCCGUCCUUCAACGAACGUGACAGAAGAUCCCACCAAAAAUGGACCAAGCAGCGUGACCAGGAGCAGACAUCCUGGACGGAAAGGGAUCCUGGACAUGGGAAGAGAUUCAGGCUGGGAUGGAUCGCCGUCCUUGGGAGGAGACAGUGAAGGCCCAGUUUAGAGAGGAGCAACGGCAACACAGAAGGCGCCGGCCGAGGAGGAAGCUCGAGAGACAGCCCCAACAAAACAUUUUGGGGUGACUAAAAUGGUGGUCGGGGAUCGAUGGAGAAGAGCCCCGACCACUGCACUCGUGGUGGCCCAGGGAGGAGUCCACACGGGAGGAGGACUGGGCGCGGAGAGUGAAAGACUGGUACAGUCGGGGAUCUCUAACGUCAGUUCCCAGUCCGGUACGGCCCGUGCCUGCUCCCCGCACCAAGCCAGUGGUGCGUGUCGCCAGUCCAGCCCGGCCCAUUCCUGUUCCUCGCACCAAGCCAGUGGUGCGUGUUCCCAAUCCGGUACGGGCCGUGCCUGCUCCCCGCACCAAGCCAGUGGUGCAUGUCGCCAGCCCGGUACGCCCCGUACCUGCUCCCCGCACCAAGCCAGUGGUGUGUGUCCCCAGUCCAGCCCGGCCCGUUCCUGCUCCUCGCACCAGACUAGUGGUGCGUGUUCCCAGUCUGGACUGCCCAGUUCCUGUUUCUCGCACCAGGCCAGUGGUGCGUGUUCCCAGUCCGGUACGGCCCGUGCCUGCUCCCCGCACCAAGCCAGUGGUGCAUGUCGCCAGUCCGGCCUGGCCCAUUCCUGCUCCUCGCACCAGACUAGUGGUGCGUGUUCCCAGUCAGGCCCGGCCCGUUCCUGUUCCUCGCACCAGGCCAGUGGCGUAUGUCGCCAGUCCGGCCCGGCCCGUUCCUGCUCCUCACACCAGACUAGUGGUGCGUGUUCAUAGUCCAGCCCGGCCCGUUCCUGUUCCUCGCACCAGGCCAGUGGUGCGUGUCGCCAGUCUGGCCCGGCCCGUUCCUGCUCCUCGCACCAGACCAGUGGUGCGUGUUCCCAGUCCGGUACGGCCCGUGCCUGCUCCCCGCACCAAGCCAGUGGUGCAUGUCGCCAGUCCGGCCCGGCCCGUUCCUGCUCCUCGCACCAGACUAGUGGUGCGUGUUCCCAGUCCGGCCUGCCCAGUUCCUGUUCCUCGCACCAGGCCAGUGGUGCGUGUUCCCAGUCCGGUACGGCCCGUGCCUGCUCCCCGCACCAAGCCAGUGGUGCAUGUCGCCAGUCCGGCCCGGCCCGUUCCUGCUCCUCCCACCAGACUAGUGGUGCGUGUUCCCAGUCCGGCCUGCCCAGUUCCUGUUCCUCGCACCAGGCCAGUGGUGCGUGUUCCCAGUCCGGUACGGCCCGUGCCUGCUCCCCGCACCAAGCCAGUGGUGCAUGUCGCCAGUCCGGCCCGGCCCGUUCCUGCUCCUCGCACCAGACUAGUGGUGCGUGUUCCCAGUCAGGCCCGGCCCGUUCCUGUUCCUCGCACCAGGCAAGUGGCGCAUGUCGCCAGUCCGGCCCGGCCCAUUCCUGCUCCUCACAACAGACUAGUGGUGCAUGUUCAUAGUCCGUCCCGGCCCAUUCCUGUUCCUCGCACCAGGCCAGUGGUGCGUGUCGUCAGUAUGGCCCGGCCCGUUCCUGCUCCUCACACCAGACCAGUGGUGCGUGUACCCAGUCUGGAACGGCCCGUGCCUGCUCCCCGCACCAAGCCAGUGGUGCAUGUCGCCAGUCCGGCCCGGCCCGUUCCUGCUCCUCGCACCAGACUAGUGGUGUGUGUUCCUAGUCCGUCCCGGCCCGUUCCUAUUCCUCGCACCAGGCCAGUGGUGCGUGUCGCCAGUCCGGCCCGUUCCUGUUCCUCGCACCAGACUAGUGGUGCGUGUUGUCAGUCCGGCCCGGCCCGUUCCUGUUCCUCGCACCAGGCCAGUGGUGCAUGUCGCCAGUCCGGCCCGGCCCGUUCCAGCUCCCCGCACCAAGCAGGUGGUGCGUGUCGCCAGUCCGGCCCGGCCCGUUCCUGUUCCUCGCACCAGGCCAGUGGUGCGUGUCGCCAGUCCGGCCCGGCCCAUUCCUGCUCCUCGCACCAGACCAGUGGUGUGUGUUCCAAGUCCGGUACGGCCCGGGCCUGCUCCCCGCAGCCAGAGCAGUCCGUUCCACCGGGGUGUAGUCCAGCUCCGGUCAGCAGCUCCACUCCGGAGCCAGAGCAGUCCGCUCCACCGGGGUCCAGUCCAACUCUGGUCAGCAGCUCCACUCCGGAGCCAGAGCAGUCCGCUCCACCGGUGCACAGUCCAGCUCUGGUCUGCAGCUCCACUCCGGAGCCAGACGUCAGCCCCUCUCCAGGUUCGGGGUCUCCCACACCAGGGCCCAGACAGGGCUUUGUGUAUCGUGGGAGGAAGGAGAGGGGAAGCAGCGCGCCGAGGUCCAGACCUGACCAGGGGCGCAACAGGGAGGCUGAGAGAAUGUGGUCGUCACACCCGGACCCUACCCUGUUAUGUCAGGUUUGUGCGGUCGGAGUCCGCACCUUUGGGGGGGGGGGUACUGUCACACCCUGGCUUAUGGGACUCUUGUAUGUUGAGUCAGGGUGUGGAGAUCUAUGUUGUAUAUUCUAUGUUUAUUUCUAGUUGUUCUGUUUCUGUUUGGCCGGGUGUGAUUCCCAAUCAGAGGCAGCUGUCACUCAUUGUCUCUGAUUGGGGAUCAUACUUAAGUAGCCUGUUUGCAUCAUUAGUUGUGGAAUCUUGUUCCGUGUAGAGGCUUGUAUUGUGUUUAGCCUGAGGACUUCACGUUACGUUGUUUUGUUGUUUUGUUCGUGUGUUUAUCGUUAUAAUAAACAUGUAUGCAUUUCACGCUGCGCCUUGGUCUGACCCGUCCUUCAACGAACGUGACAGUAUGUUCAUCUCUAGGAGACAGAAAGCGUCUCCUUCCUGAGCGGGAUGAUGGCCGCGUGGUCCAAUGGUGUUUAUACUUGCGUACUAUUGUUUGUACAGAUGACUGUGGUACCUUCAGGCGUUUGGACAUUGCUCCCAAGGAUGAACCAGACUUGUGGAGGUCAACACAUUUUUUUCUGAGGUCUUGGCUGAUUUCUUUUGAUUUUCCCAUGAUGUCAAGCAAAGACGCACUGAGUUUGAAGGUAGGCCUUGAAAUACAUCCACAGGUACACCUCCAAUUGACUCAAAUGAUGUCAAUUCGCCUAUCAGAAGCUUCUAAAGCCAUGACAUCAUUUUCUGGAAUUUCCCAAGCUGUUUAAAGGCACAGUCAACUCAGUGUAUGUAAACUUCUGACCCACUGGAAUUGUGAUACAGUGAAUUAUAUGUGAAAUAAUCUGUCUGUAAACAAUUGUUGGAAAAAUUACUUGUGUCAUGCCAAGAGUUUGCAAAGCUGUCAUCAAGGUAAAGGGAGGCUAUUUGAUUUGUUCAUCUCUUUUUUGGUUACUACAAGAUUCCAUAUGUGUUAUUUCAUACUUCUGAUGUCUUCACUAUUAUUCUACAAUGUAAAAAAAUAGUGAAAAUAAAGAAAAACCAUUGAAUGAGUAGGUGUGUCCAAACUCUUGUCUGGUAGUUUACAUACAUAACAUAAACAGAUUAAUACAUACAGAAACAUAUACAGAUUAAUACAUACAGAAACAUAUACAGAUUAAUACAUACAGAAACAUUAAACAGAAGGCAUUUCAACCCGGUCUGGCACAAAGAGAAGAUUCAUAUGGGAGACAAGCCUAUACACAACCUAUAUACACAACCCAUAUACACAACCCAUAUACACAACCCAUAUACACAACCCAUAUACACAACCUAUAUACACAACCCAUAUACACAACCUAUAUACACAACCCAUAUACACCACCCAUAUACACAACCCAUAUACACAACCCAUAUACACAACCCAUAUACACAACCCAUAUACACAACCUAUAUACACACGUGCCAUUUACCACAAAGAGGCUACAUAUUUUUACAAUUUAAUUAUAGGUAGUCCUUUUUCUUUUAUUCCAGGCUUUAUCUAAAUAUUCCGCAAACGGAAAUACACAAUUGACAAAAAAAAAACGUUUCAGUUUCUCCUCAUUGCUCAGCCACAUAAUGCCAGGAUAUAUCUGGUGUGCUUUCUGGAAUAAGAGCAAGCGUAUAUCGUGGUAGAAAGGGCAGUAGAGGAUAUAAUGAGUUUCAUUCUCUAUUUCUUCCAGGUCACAAUUGUUACAUAGUCUUCCCUCUUCAAUUUCACCACAAUACCGACCUGUUUCAAUACGCAGGGGCAAUAUCCCUGAUCUUACCUGUGCACAUAGCCAUCUCUUGCUUUUAGGUAGGUUAUACAUAAUAUAUAUAUAUAUACACACACCAAUUCACCCUUAAUCAAACAAAAGGUUCUCAAUUUGGGUUUAUGAUGAAUCUCCUCCACCCAUUUUUGUUUUCAUAUUUACAUUUGAGUCAUUUAGCAGAUGCUCUUAUCCAGAGCGACUUACAGUUAGUGAGUGCAUACAUUUUUCAUACUGCAUCAACAGUUGUUUAAAAAAAAUAAUAUCUAUGUAUGUCUCCCUUAAUUUGAUUUUCGUACAGAUGUUCACAGUCAGACUGUUGAAAAAGGUCAGACAUUUCAGUUGCCCAGGCUCCCCCUAUGGAUAGAUGCCAUUGAAAAACUGUACUAGCUAUUCUGGCAGUUGGCAUAUCCAACAGUCUAUUCUGGCAGUUGGCAUAUCCAACAAUCUAUUCCAAAGUCUCACCAUACACACCUUCCAUCUCACCUCACAGGGUUCCCAGCCCAUGUCCCCAGUUAUUACAAGUAUAGGCGCAAACUUGUGGACACCUAAAAAAAAAGUAACGUACUGCUCUGUUAUGGACAUGUUCGUUUUUAAGAUACAUCUGAGCACCCCACACUCCUGCCGAAUAGUCCAGAACAGGACACACUGUAAAUUGCUCUGGAUUAGAGCGUCUGAUACCAAAACGUAAAUGUAUUACGUUAGUGUCCUUUUAGAUCAUCAACUAAAGAAAAUCUAAAGCAUCACUGAACCUCGUCCACCAGAGGGAGCAGCCCCAUUGGAGAACACCACCACCACAUGAGCAGAGGAGCGCUUGAGCUCUCACACAAUCCUUUUGCAGCUCUGUGGGGUGGUUGUCCUUGGGCCUUUUAUUUAACCAUAAAUAUAUACUGUAUCUAGACCCUCAUGGCUGUCCUCUGUCUCUACCUCUCUCAAUUCAAUUCAAUGCAAAGGGCUUUAUUGGCAUGGGAAACAAGUGAAAUAGAUAAUAAACAAAAGUGAAAUAAACCAUCAAAAAUGAACAGUGAACAUUACACUCACAAAAAUUCCAAAGGAAUAGACACAUUUUUAAAAUUCAUAUUAUGGCUAUGUACAGUGUUGUAACAAUGUGCAAAUAGUUACAGUACAAAAGGGAAAAUAAAUAAACGUAAAUAUGGGUUGUAUUUACAAUGGUGUUUGUUCUUCACUGGUUGCCCUUUUCUUGUGGCAACAGGUCACACAUCUUGCUGCUGUGAUGGCACAUUGUGGUAUUUCACCCAAUAUAUAUGGGAGUUAAUCAAAAUUUGAGUUGUUUUCUAAUUCUUUGUGGGUCUGUGUAAAUAUGUGUCUCUAAUAUGGUCAUACAUUUGGCAGGAGGUUAGCUCUCUCUCUGUCCUGGGGCCUCUCUCGCUCUCUGUCCUGGGGCCUCUCUCUCUCCCCCUCUCUCUGAGACGUGAGAGUGUCAGAGAAAUAAAUAUUGCAGACUUCCAAGCUAUUCCACCGUGUGUCCUGUAGGUGUCAGUCACACAGAGCUGUUUUUCUCCCUGUACCUGUCCCUGUCCCUGUCCCUCUUCCCUGUCCCUGUCCCUCUUCCCUGUCCCUGUCCCUGUCCAUAUCCCUGUCCCUCUCCCUCUCCAUGUCCCUGUCACUGUCCCUCUCCCUCUCCAUGUCCCUGUCCCUCCCUCUCCAUGUCCCUCUCCCUCUCCCUCUCCAUGUCCCUGUCCCUGUCCCAUUCCCUUCCGUCCCAUGUCCCCUGUCCAGUCCCUGUCCCUGCCCUGUCCUGUCCCUGUCCCUGUCCCUGUCCCUGUCCCAGUCCCGGUUCCCUGUCCCUGUCCCCUGUCCCUCCUGUCCCAUGGUUCCCUGUCCCUGUCCCAUAUCCCUGUCCCGUCCCUGUUCCCUGUCCCUGUCCCGUCUUCCCAUGUCCCUGUCCCUGUCCAUGUCCCUGUCCCUGUCCCUGUCCCCUGUCCCUGUCCCCUGUCCCUGUCCCUGUCCCUGUCCUGUCCCUGUCCCGUCCCAUGUCCCUGUCCCCUUCCCCGUACGUGUCCCCUGUCCCUGUGCCGUCCUCCCAUGUCCCUGUCCCCCUGGCCCCUGUCCCUGUCCCCUGUCCCCCUGUCCCUAGUCCCUGUCCUGUCGCCAUGUCCCCCGGUGUCCCCUGUCCCUGUCCCUGUCCCUGUCCCUGUCCCUGUCCCUGUCCCUGUCCCUGUCCCUGUCCCUGUCCCCUGUCCCUGUCCCUGUCCCUGUCCCUGUCCCUGUCCCUGUCCCUGUCCCUGUCCCUCUCCCUGUCCCUGUCCCCUCCAUGUCCCUGUCCCUGUCCCUGUCCCUGUCCCUCUCCCUGUCCCUGUCCCUGUCCCUGUCCCAUAUCCCUGUCCCUGUCCCUGUCCCUGUCCCUGUCCCUGUCCCUGUCCCGUCUCCAUGUCCCUGUCCCUGUCCCUGUCCCUGUCCCUGUCCCUGUCCCUGUCCCUGUCCCUCUCCAUGUCCAUGUCCCUGUCCCUGUCCCUGUCCCUGUCCCUGUCCCUCUCCAUGUCCCUGUCCCUGUCCCUGUCCCUGUCCCUGUCCCUGUCCCUGUCCCUGUCCCUGUCCCUGUCCCUCUCAUUGUCCCUGUCCCUGUCCCUAUCCCUAUCCCUAUCCCUAUCCCUGUCCCUGUCCCUGUCCCUGUCCCUGUCCCUGUCCCUGUCCCUGUCCCUGUCCCUGUCCCUGUCCCUCUCCAUGUCCCUGUCCCUGUCCCUGUCCCUAUCCCUAUCCCUGUCCCUGUCCCUGUCCCUGUCCCUGUCCCUGUCCCUGUCCCUGUCCCUCUCCCUCUCCCUCUCCCUCUCCCUCUCCCUCUCCAUCCUAUAUCUGCACAUGCAGGGCAUAUAUCUGGGCACAAAGCCUCAUACAUCUAAACUGAGCUCCUCUGUGGACACACACACACACAAACACACACACACACGCGCGUGUGUGUGUGUGCUCACCCCCAUGUGUGCGUUUUCCACUGAUUCUCCAGUCUAUUGUUUCUGAUCUUUAGUGGUAGCAGUGCUGCUAAACACCCUAUCCACUGACAACACACAGUCUGUCUGCAAUGUCUGCCUCUCACAACACUGACUCUCUGUAACUCUCCCUCUCUAUCUCACUACAGAGAGAUUACUGUCAUUUCAUUGCACAAUCCACAUGUACAGAAGGUAGUUAUAACAGCAGGGCGUUAAAUUCUAUCUUCUCACCUCUUACCUAUUUAGUGGUCUUCAUGUUCAUACAGUUUGAUACGACUUGACUAGGUACUUUCCUGCAGUUCAGCAUUACGUGUCAUGCAAAUGAGAACUUCUAUUGGAGUGUGAUAGUCAUCAAGCACUGCUCUCUGGUUCUGUGUGGGUCCCAGUGAUUGGCCUGUUCUGCUGUCAAUCAUAUGAUAUACACAGUGAAGCAGAUGUGAUUACCUUCAUAAGGCGGCUCGUCUACCUAUCUGACAAACAUUGCAGGGAGCCCUCCUCUCUAGAAUAAACUACGUAUAUUGUCACUCUCUCACCCACUCUCAGUCUACAUGCCAGCCAGGUAAGUCGUCCUUUGCUUUUUUCGGUAACAGCCUUUGGGAUGCCCCCCUCUGCAUUGUCCGUUCCAUCUCCCAUCUGCUUGGAGCAACAGCGGGCACUGCAGCGGGCACCUCCACAGACACCUAACAGGAUAUGUAUCUUCUGGGUCCUGACACUGCGUCAGACGGCCAACAGAACACAUCUGUGGGUUCUGCUCAGCCUCAUGGUGCUCUACCCCACCUCUCUGGCUACGGCCGGUGGGUCCGGAUCAAGGACUGGGACUGGGACUGGGACUGGGGCUGAGGUUGGGGUUAGGGUUGGGGCUGUUGCUGGUCUGAGGCUAGGGUGUGUGAGUCUGGAUGACAGUGAGCUGCCUGUGCUUCAGUCUGAGGGGGAUGUAGUAAUAGGUGGACUGUUCCCUCUCCACUACCUGGCCCUAGAGCCACAGCACAGCUACAGGACAAAGCCUCAACACACACAGUGCAACGGGUGAGUGGAGCAAUGGUACUGCUUGAUCCAGUAGAGAAGUCAUUUUUCCUGAUGUAACAAGAAUUAUUGAAUCUGGACGUUGCUUUCUCCUGUUGAGAAUGUUUUUUUAUCUUGCCCAGAGCACGGAAUUAAUACAUUUUCAUACAGUCUUCCUGCUGUUCUUUACCUAUCACUCUCUGUCUCCCUCUCUGCCUCCCUCUCUGUCUCCCUCUCUGUCUCUCUCUCUGCCUCCCUCUCUGUCUCCCUCUCUGCCUCCCUCUCUGUCUCCCUCUCUGUCUCUCUCUCUGUCUCCCUCUCUGCCUCCCUCUCUGCCUCCCUCUCUGUCUCCUUCUCUCUGUCUCCCUCUCUCUGUCUCCCUCUCUCUGUCUCCCUCUCUGUCUCCCUCUCUCUGUCUCCCUCUCUGUCUCCCUCUCUGUCUCCCUCUCUGCCUCCCUCUCUGUCUCCCUCUCUGUCUCCCUCUCUGUCACUCUCUCUGCCUGCCUCUCUGGGUAGUUUUGACCACAGAGCCUUCCGUUGGAUGAUGACCAUGGUGUUUGCAGUGGAUGAGAUUAACCGUAACUCAACCUUGCUGCCAGGUGUGAGGCUGGGCUACAGAAUCCUGGACAGCUGUGACCACGUCCACACCAGCCUGAGAGGGGCACUAUCCGUGGUCACUGGGAGGAGGACUGAGGAGAACAUGGAGGAGAGGAUGCCUGGGUGCCUGGCUGGAGCCCCUGUACCUGCUGUCAUUGGUCUGGCUUCCUCCACCCCUACAGGGGCUGUGGCUCACACCUUGGGCCCCUUCAACAUCCCACUGGUGAGAUUGAGAGUGAGUGAGUGAGUGAGUGAGAGAGAGAGAGAGAGAGAGAGAGAGAGAGAGAGAGAGAGAGAGAGAGAGAGAGAGAGAGGCAGGCAGGCAGGCAGGCAGGCAGGCAGGCAGGCAGGCAGGCAGGCAGGCAGGCAGGCAGGCAGGCAGGCAGGCAGACAGACAGACAGACAGACAGACAGACAGACAGACAGACAGACAGACAGACAGACAGACAGAGAGAGAGAGAGAGAGAGAGAGAGAGAGAGAGAGAGAGAGAGGGAGAGAGAGAGAUAGUUUAACACGUAUAAUAUAUAGUUUUUUCCACAGGUGAGCUACUUUGCGACCUGUACCUGUCUGACAGAUAAACUCUCCUACCCCUCGUUCCUGCGGACUGUGCCCAGUGACCUGUUCCAGGUGUGAAGAAAGAUGAGAACGUUUUAGACAUAGGUAGUGCAAAAGCAAUGUGUUAAGUGCACAUUUAUGUAUUUAUGUAUUGCUCAGUUUACUAAACUCUAGUUAAAUAAUCGCCUCCUUGUAACGCAAAUUGUUGAAGAAAAAAUGUCAAAUUUAAUCACAGUGCCAGAUUACAAUGAGGGUUAUGGUAAAUGUUUAUCUUAACACAUUGCUUUUGCUGCUAUGAAAUUUGCCCCAUAAUCUCUCUUGUGCCAUGCUCUCAGUCUAAUCCUUCCCUUCUUUAUAUCAUCCUAGGUCCGGGGUUUAGUCCAGUUGGUGAGCCACUUCGGCUGGCGCUGGGUUGGCAUCCUGGGCACCCCGGACGACUACAGUCGUUAUGGCAUCCAGGCCUUUACCCAGCAGCUGAAGGACCACGGAGGCUGCCUGGCGUUCCACCUCACCAUCCCCAAUUCGCCCUCCCCAGCUGCGCUACGUGCCAUGGCCGACACCCUGCAGAGCUCCAGGGCCCGUGUGGUGGUAGCCUUUGCUACAGAGGGCCAGCUGCUUGAGUUUCUCUCUGAGGUGAGUUCUCCCCUUUAAAAUAUUGUGUCAGGUAUAUACUUAAUCUGGAUUUAUUUCUCUUAAUUUCUUCUAUUUUUAUUGUGCUAAAGAAAACUAUGUAGAAACUCUCUGAGAACGUGGAUAAGCAACACACAAUUCCAACUGUUUAAUUCCUCAUCCUCAGCUGGCAGUGAGGAAUGUGACAGGGUUCCAGUGGGUGGCCAGUGAGGCCUGGGUGACUGCCAGCCUGCUCACCUCCCCUCAGUUCCACCCGCUGCUACAGGGCACCCUGGGCUUCUCCUUCCCUGGAGUCAAUAUCCCUGGCCUGGGGGACUUCCUGCUGAAGGUCAGGCCCUCGCCCACACCGGGGUCUGAGUUCAUCAAUAUGUUCUGGGAGGAACUGUUUGGCUGCAAGUUGGAUUUCGGGGCGGGCGGUGGAGAUGGUGUUGGCUCUAAUGGUCCCGCGCUACCUGGUAUAUGUUCUGGUUCAGAAGAUCUGAGGGACACAGUGAGCAGUUACUCUAGUGUGUCUCGGGUCAGGAUCUCCUAUAAUGUGUAUAAGGCAGUAUAUGCCAUAGCCCACGCACUACACCAGGUGCUACAGUGUGGUUCUACUGGACACAGCCAAGCUCAGGAGAAGUGUAACACCAGCACAUAUUUUACACCCAGACAGGUAUGAUGUCUGUUUGUGUGUGUGUUUGUGUGUGUGUGUGUGUGUGUGUGUGUGUGUGAGUAAGUAAGUACGAUUAUUUAUUAAUCUAUUUACAGUCAUUAUUUAAUAAUCCUUCAUGGUUUUACGACAUUAUCUCCUCCCCUCACCCUCUCAUUUCAUCCAGCUCUUACACCACCUGAAGAGGGUGAAUUUCACCAAUCAGUUUGGGGAGAAGGUGCAUUUUGAUGCCAACGGGGAGCCUGUUCCCCUCUAUGACAUUAUUAACUGGCAGAAGGUCAGCAGUGGAGAUAUCAUGUUCCAGAAAGUAGGAAGCUAUGAUGGCUCUGCCCCCCUCAGCCAACAGCUGCAGUUGGACGAGAGCGCCAUCGUGUGGACAGGAGGAAAAUCACAGGUGGGUUGUAGUAGAAGCCGGGGUGUGGAAUGAGUUUCCAUUUAAGCUAAAUAUUCAACUUUCCGCAAAUAAGACUAGAACUAAAGUAAAUGAGGGGCCUUUGUUUGGGUUCAGAGUGGUCUCCCCUAUGCAGUAUUUGAUAGGCACAGGUGAUGGCUUAUGUGGUGACUGUGUCCUGUAUCUCUCCCCAGGUGCCAGUGUCUCUGUGCAGUGCUCCCUGCCCCCCUGGCAGCAGACAGGCCCGUCGUCCAGGAGAGCCUCCCUGCUGCUUCGACUGCCUGCCCUGUGCUGCUGGGGAGAUCAGCAACCAGACAGGUACACACACAGUGACACAACUCACCAUCAUUUAAAAGUUCUGCUCUUAUUUCUAUGUUGUUUCAUAUAGGCCAAUGUGUGUGUGCAUCGUGUCCUCCCAUGCAGGUUCCUUAGAGUGCAUUAGGUGUCCUGAGUUCUACUGGUCAGACAGAGACAGGGUGAAGUGCGUCGCUGGGAUAGAAGACUUCCUGUCCUUCUAUGACACCAUGGGCAUCAUCCUGGUCUCACUCUCCCUGCUGGGUGUUGUCACGACAACCACCGUCACAGCCAUCUUCCACCGUUUCCGGGCCACGCCCGUUGUCAAGGCCAACAACUCAGAGCUGAGUUUCCUGCUUCUCCUGUCACUCAAGCUUUGCUUCCUGUGCUCGCUGCUGUUCAUUGGGCGUCCGUCUGCGUGGUCGUGUGGUUUCCGCCAGGCAGCGUUUGGGGUUAGCUUCGUGCUCUGCCUCUCCUGCCUCCUAGUCAAGACCAUCGUGGUGCUGCUGGCCUUCAGGGCCACUGUACCAGGCUCCAGUGCCCUGAUGAAGCUGUUUGGACCUUCCCAUCAGAGGACACUGAUUCUCUGCACCACCGCCCCUCAGGUAGAGCUGUUGAACUCAUCAAACAGUAGUUUUACCUAAAUAACCUUUUGAUGUUUGUCAUGAUGGCCGGCCACAUGAUGCUUAUUGUUCCACCACUUCCCCCAGGUGUGUCUCUGUGCUGGCUGGCUCUCUAUGGCUCCCUCCAUCCCAUUCAGGAACUCUUCGUACCAGGGUCUGACCGGCAUGAUGGUGCUGGAGUGUAAGGAGCCCUGGCCACCAGGGUUCUAUUUGGUGCUGGGCUACAUUGGCCUGCUGGCCUCUCUCUGUCUCCUCUUAGCCUUCCUGGGACGCAAACUCCCUGACACCUUCAACGAGGCCAAGCUCAUCACCUUCAGCAUGCUGAUCUUCUGUGCCGUGUGGAUCUCCUUCAUCCCAGCCUACGUCAGCUCUCCUGGGAAGUACACUGUAGCUGUGGAGAUAUUCGCCAUCUUAGCGUCAAGUUUUGGACUGCUGCUGUGUAUAUUUGCCCCUAAAUGUUACAUCAUCUUACUGAGACCAGAGAGGAACACUAAGAAAGGGAUGACAGGGAAACACCAAGGAAACCAGAGAUGAUCAUAGUUGAGAUUUAGAGUUACUACAUAAGUAAAAAGAACAGCUAAUUGUAAAGUGUUAUAUAUAUAUAUAUAUUGGGGGGGGGGGGGGGGGUGGAUCAGCUUAAUAUUGCAGAUAGAUUGUAUCUUCUAUCAAUGUAAUUGUCUGCAUCACUUCCAAUCCCCCAUGUUUUUUAAAAUAUAUAUACUCCCCUUUAUUACUUUUCAACUCCACCAUCCUUUCCCUACUUGGAGUAAAUUAGUGAACCACAAUGCCCAGGCCUCUACUUCCGGUCUAUACUUACUAUCUACACCUUAUGGACAGAGUUAAUUUCACAAUAAUUAUAUUAUAUAUAUAUAUAUAUAUAUAUAUAUAUAUAUAUAUAUAUAUAUAUAUAUAUAUAUAUAUAUAUAUUAUUUUUUUUUGCUCCUGAACUUCUUUUACUCUCAACCUCUCCGAUCAUUUUCAUGAUGUCUAUCCGGUUUGCUUCUAUAUGCCAUAUCUUUCUAACUGUGCUCUUUCCCAAAAGCUCCCAACAUACAACCUAUAUACUUACUAUGGACACAGUAUGCUUACAUUAUUAGCUAUCUUUGUUAUUAUUUGUUGUUAUUUGUUAUUAGUCCCAUCCUUCAACUCUAUUCAAUACCUCCCAUCUAUCUCUUAACACCAUCCAUAUAGGAUUUCUAUUUGCCAUAUAUAUUUCAACAGUACUGUGAUGUUUUACAAAAGUUCUGAACCUUUCUAUUCUCAUUGCUUCUACAGAUUGUGAAUUAAAAAUAAACAUUUUUGCUAAAAGUAUUAUUAUAUUAUUGAUUGAUUGACUAUGACUUUUCAGAUCACCCAGUAAUGCUAUCUGCAAGGUUAGCUCCAGGUAAAUAUUGCAAUCCUUUAGCCAUUCCUGGACCUGUGUCCAAAAACAAGCUACAAAUGGACAGAACCAAAUCAAAUGAUCUAAUGAUUCUGUCUCUUCACAGCAAAAUCUGCAGAGCUGGGAAGAUUGUAUCCCCCAUAUAAAUAACAUUCUAUUGGUAGCAAGAAUUUUAUAUAAUAAUUUAAAUUGAAAGAUUCUAAUUUUUGAAUCCGGUGUCGUUUUGCGUGUCAGUUCAUAAACACUAUGCCAUGGGAUCGGUACGUCAAAGAUCUCUUCCCAACUAUUUUGCAAUCUAUAUGGGACGGCUGUCAAUCCUUUGGUCCUUAAGUGAAACUGAUAUACUUUUUUAUUUAUCACAGUUUUCCUUAACCAAUUAUGUUCUUUAAUGCAAGGCCGACAGACAAGUUCCUUAUUUUCUCCCCCUUCCACUUUCCUCUUCCACUUUUGCGGUAAGGCUGCAAUUAUUUGGUUGUAAUUUUGGGUAGAGCAGACAUUUCCAUAUGUUUUUGUUAGCUGCAUGUGCGACAUAACUCCACCAGUCCUACCGAUGAUAUCAUUUACGAAGAUUAUACCUUUUUAAACAUUCUGUCAAAAAAUAAAGGUUUUUUGUCAAUUAGUAUAUUUGAAUUUAACCACAAUAUUUGUUGCAUUAUUUGUUCUGUUGUUUCUGGAGGAUUUAAUUGAAAUUGCAACCAACUUUCUAUGGCUUGUUUUAGAAAUAGUGAUAUUUGGGAGAUUAUUUCCUUUUCAAAUAACUGAAAGUGAGAGGUUGUAAUCUGAAUAAAGGGAAAAAGGCCUUUCUUGAACAUUGGGUGAGACAAUCUUACUAAUUUGCUUGAGAACCAGUUCGGAUUUAAGUAUAACGUUUGUAUGACUGCAGCUUUUAGUGAUAGGUCUAAUGCUUUAAUAUUUAAUAAGUUCUGUCCUCCGAAUUCAUAUUCAUUAUAUAAAUAUGCCCUUUUAAUUUUGUCUGGCUUGCCGUUCCAAAUAAAAUUGAAUAUUAUUUUCUCAUAUAAUUUAAAAAACUGUUCGCUAGGCUUAGGCAAAUAGGUAAACUGGGAUAAUACUAAAGAGUUAAUCAGGGUGAUUUUUCCACAAAUUGACAGGUAUUUUCCUUUCCAUGGUAGUAAGAUCUUAUCUAUUUUUGCUAACUUUCUAUAAAAAUGUAUUGAAGUGAGAUCAUUUAUUUCCUUUGGGAUAUGUAUUCCGAGUAUAUCCACAUCCACAUCAGACCAGUUUAUUGGUAAACUACAUGGUAAUGUAAAAAUUGUAUUUUUUAAUUAUCCAAUAUGUAAUAUAGUACAUUUGUCAUAAUUUGGUUGUAAUCCAGAGAGGUUAGAAAAUGUAUCUAGAUCCUCUAUGAGGCUGUGGAGGGAUUCUAGUUGUGGAUUUAAAAGAAAACAUGAAUCAUCAGCGUACAAUGACACCUUUGUUUUUAAGCCCUGUAUUUCUAAUCCUCUGAUAUUAUUAUUGGAUCUGAUUUUAAUAGCUAACAUCUCGAUGGCCAUAAUAAAUAGAUAUGCCGAUAGUGGACAACCUUGUUUCACUCCUCUUGACAGUUUAAAACUUUCUGAGAAAUAGCCAUUAUUUACUAUUUUACACCUAGGGUUACUAUACAUGAUUUUGACCCAUUUUAUAAGAGAUUCUCCUAAAUUGAAAUGCUCCAGGCAUUUAUAUAUAAACCCCAGUCGAACUUUAUCAAAUGCCUUUUCGAAGUCUGCUAUGAAUAGCAGGCCUGGUUUCCCAUAUUUUCCAUAGUGUUCUAUUGUUUCCAAUACUUGCCUUAUAUUAUCUCCAAUGUAUCUUCCAUGUAAAAAACCUGUCUGAUUAGAAUUAAUAAUAUCCGACAAUACCUUUUUUAAUUCUAUGCGCUAUACAUUUUGCUAGGAUUUUUGCAUCACAACACUGAAGUGUAAGGGGCCUCCAAUUUUGUAAAUGGACUGGAUCUUUAUAUUUUCCACUUGUAUCCUGUUUCAGUAAUAAUGAGAUCAGACCUUCUUCUUGAGUGUCAGAUAAUCUACCAUUUACAUAGGAGUGGUUAAAACAUGCUAAUAACGGUCCUCUUAGUAUAUCAAAAAAGGUUUGGUAUACCUCGACUGGUAUGCCAUCCAACCCUGGAGUUUUCCCGGACUUAAAGUCUUUAAUUGCAACCAGAAGUUCCUCUGUAAUUUCACCUUCACAUGAGUCUUUCUGUGUGGCUGUUAAUUUGACAUUAUCAAUAGAAAAAACUUCUCUACAAUUAGCUUCAGUUAGAGGAGAUGGAGGCGACUGAAAAUAAAACAUAUGCUUAAAGUACUUUGUUUCUUCCUUCAAAAUAUAAUUUGGUGAAUUAUGGGUGACUCCGUCAAUUGUAACCAGUUUCAUUAAGUUAUUUUUGGUAAAAUUCCUAUGUUGAAGAUUAAAAAAUAAUGUUGUGCAUUUUUCCCCAUAUUCCAUCCAGUUUGCUUUAUUUUUAUAAUAUAUUAUACUUGAUCUUUCUUGAAUAAGUUUCUCAAUUUCUUUUUGUUUUUCCUCUAAUUUAUUCUGAGCCUCUAUGUUACAGUUUUUUGACCUAAAUUGCGUUUGUUUUCGAGAUGAGUACUGAAUUGCAUGGCCUCUAAAGACACAUUUAAAGGUGUCCCAUACAAUAAGGGGAUUCGCUGUACCUAUGUUAUGUUGGAAAAAGUAAGUUAUAAAUUCCUUUGUUCUAAUUAUAAAUAAAUUAUCAUCCAAUAGGCUUUGAUUAAAUUUCCAAUAUCCUCGCCCACGUGGAAAUUCAGUAAGAGUAAUGUAUAUGCCUAUUAUAUGAUGGUCCGACCGCAUUCUGUCCCCUAUCAACACUUUUUUUUUUACUUUUGGUGCCAACGAGAAUGAGAUAAGAAAGAAGUCAAGACGACUAGCUUGAUUCAGUCUCCGCCAUGUAUAUCUCACUAGAUCAGGAUAUUUAAGCCUCCAUAUAUCUACUAGUUCUAAUGUAUCCAUGACAUUCACAAUUUCCUUAAGAGCAUGUGGGUGAUUGUUUGUGGUGUGAUUUCCUUUACGGUCCACUGAGCUAUUUAAAACAGUAUUAUAAUCCCCCACCAUAAUAAUAUUGUCUUGAGUUGCUUGCAGGCUUGAUCAUUUAUUAUAAAUAUUGUCAAAGAAUUGUGGAUCAUCAUUAUUUGGUCCGUAAAGGUUAAUGAGCCAUAUCUGUUUAUGGUCCAAUAACAUAUUUAAAAUAAUUAAUCUACCUUGCGUAUCUAUUUGAAAAAGGUGCACAUUCGGAUCGAAAUUACUAUUAAUUAAUAUCAUCACCUCUUUUGAAUUUCUUUGCCCAUGGGAGAAGUAUAUUUCCCCCCCCCCAUUCUUUUUUCCAUGCUAAUUGUAAAGUGUUACUCCUAACAAAUAACUCAUUAUGGUUGCUGUCCACAACAUUGCACGAGAAUGCAGCAACCAUUUGGCUUCUUGUACAGUGUGUGUCCUAAUUACUAAAUCAACUGUUCUAGUAGUUGACGUUUGCAUGAGAAGACUGCCCCUUACUGGACACUGGGUGGAAGUGUUUGGAAUAAUGUGAUAAAGUUGGUUGUAUGUGAUCUGUAAUUAAUAAAAUAUAAUGAAUAUUCUAAUCCCCGAGCCGACUAGGUGAAAAAUCUGUCGAUGUGCCCUUGAGCAAGGCACUUAACCCUAAUUGCUUCUGUAAGUCGCUCUGGAUAAGAGCGUCUGCUAAAUGACGUAAAUGUAAAUGUAAUAGAUAGAUAGAUAGAUAGAUAGAUAGAUAGAUAGAUAGAUAGAUAGAUAGAUAGAUAGAUAGAUAGAUAGAUAGAUAGAUAGAUAGAUAGAUAGAUAGAUAGAUAGAUAGAUAGAUAGAUAGAUAGAUAGAUAGAUAGAUAGAUAGAUAGAUAGAUAGAUAGAUAGAUAGAUAGAUAAAGUAGAUACCUAUCUCCAGCCGACAGCCAAAUGCUCCCUCCCAGAACUCAGUGAGCAGGGGAGAGCUGGACACCUUCUGGGGGGAGAGGUCCAGGAGGAAGUCCCUGAGGCCGGGGAUGACAGAGCGCUGGAUGCCAAAUCCGAUGGCCCCGGCACACAGGCUGAAGCGCAACAUAUCUGGGUCGGUGAUCCAGGUCUCACUCCCGAUCCACUGGCGGGGCGGAGAGGGCAGACGGUCCAACUCCUUCAGCAGGAUCCUCAUGUCCCCAGAGGCUACGAAUGCAACCACCACCCGGGCUGUGGAGCUGGGGAACAUGAUUAAAACAUAA
This is a messenger RNA of Coregonus sp. 'balchen', 37316 nucleotides long. The record is from the annotation of a GenBank genome assembly. Lineage: Eukaryota; Metazoa; Chordata; Actinopteri; Salmoniformes; Salmonidae.